AUGUCAAACUUCACACGGCCGCUGCCCUCACAUCUCCGCAACCAGUCAAUGGGCGGGUCCCAGCAACAAUCACCCGUGUUGCUUGCGCGCAUUGCAGAAAAGAAAGCCGAAUUAGCCAACUUGAAGGACCUCCAAGCGUUAAGCGGAGGGCUUGCAGACCAGAUGCAGAUGCUCGCUGAUAAGCUAUCGACAUUGUCAGAUGGAACAGAAGCGGUCGCAGCAGUGCUAUCAAACUGGCAUAAUGUGCUAAGAGCUAUAAACAUGGCGUCAACAAAACUUCCAAAACCGAAAGACGAGGAUGAGACAGAAAAGAAGGCAGAAGAUGGGCCACCAUUGCCCCAGACGCUUGUCCGCAUUCCUACACAACACGCUCCUGCGGUGAUAGAACAGGCGAAUGCAGCCACUGCAGACGACUGA
Messenger RNA from Alternaria novae-zelandiae, 417 nucleotides. RefSeq lists its product as uncharacterized. Gene Ontology annotation, cellular component: mitotic spindle pole body; DASH complex; mitotic spindle midzone. The transcript is spliced from 3 exons. The record is from RefSeq and is a predicted model, not a curated record. Gene Ontology annotation, biological process: mitotic cell cycle; attachment of spindle microtubules to kinetochore. NCBI's taxonomy places the organism in Eukaryota, Fungi, Ascomycota, Dothideomycetes, Pleosporales, Pleosporaceae. Bases 1 to 417 code for a protein of 138 amino acids.